Aureobasidium musti is the source of this 1548-nucleotide messenger RNA. The record is from the annotation of a GenBank genome assembly. NCBI's taxonomy places the organism in Eukaryota, Fungi, Ascomycota, Dothideomycetes, Dothideales, Saccotheciaceae.
AUGGGCGGCGAAGAACCUACACCCGAGAACUACACCUUGCUUCNNCAGGGCUUUGAGUGGAAUGUUCCUGCUGAUGGCAAGCAUUACAAUCGCUUGCACGAUGCGAUGCCCGCCUACAAGCACAUCGGCAUCUCCAACAUCUGGCUUCCUCCAGGCUGCAAAGCCAGCUCUCCCAACUUCGACCAAAAGGGCGGCGUAGCCACAAAAUGGGGCACCAAAGACGAACUCCUCGCCCUGUCCUCAGCCGCCAAAGACGCAGGCAUCGGCCUCUACUGGGACGCCGUGCUCAACCACAAAGCCGCCGCCGACAAANAGGAAAAAUGCCAUGUCGUGGAAGUCGACCCCAACGACCGCGACAAGCAAAUCUCGGACCGCAAAGAAAUUACCGCAUGGCUGGGUUUCAAUUUCGACGGCAGAGGCGAUAAAUACUCCAAGCAGAAAUACCAUUGGUAUCAUUUCGGAGGUACGGAUUAUGAUGCUGCAACGGGCAAGAAUGCGAUUUUUCAGAUUCAGGGUGAGGGUAAGGGGUGGAGCGAGUCUGUGGAUGAUGAAGGCGGCAAUGCCGAUUUCCUCAUGUUUGCCGACUUGGACUACUCGCAUCCGGAAGUGUGCGAGGAUGUUACCAAUUGGGGCAAGUGGAUUGUCAAAGAGGUUGGUCUGAAGGGAUUCCGUCUGGAUGCUGUGCAACACUUUUCGCAGCGUUUUACCAAGGAGUGGAUCGAGGCAUUGAGGCAAGAGUAUGGCGAUCUCUUCUACGUUGGAGAGUUCUGGACUGGCAACAAGCAAGACCUGAUUGAUUGGGUCAACCUGAUGGAGAGAAAGUUCUCGCUGUAUGACAGCCCGCUGCUCAACAACUUCUCAAGCCUCAGCAAGACGGAGAACGCAGAUCUGAGAAAGGUGUUCGAUGACACCUUGGUCCAGGACAUGCCUGUGAACGCUGUGUCUCAACCAACCAGANCAGUAGUAGUAAACCACGACACGCAACCCGGCCAAACCGUCGAAACCCCCGUCGAAGGCUUCUUCAAGCCCCUCGCCUACUCCCNNCUAAUCCUACUGCGCCGCGACGGCUACCCCAGCAUCUUCUAUGGCGACCUCUACGGCACAAAAGGCGACAACCCCGAACCUCCUGCCUGCGGCGACAAACUCGCCGACCUGAUCCUCGCACGCAAAAUCUUCGCAUACGGCGAACUCAAUGACUACUGGGACAACCCCAACUGCAUUGGUUGGGUGAGAAGAGGAACACACGAUAGAAAGAAUGGAUGUGCGGUGGUGAUGAGCAACACUGGGCCUGGAGAGAUCAAGAUGCAUGUGGGGCCUGAGCACAAGGGAGAGGUGUGGACGGAUUUGCUGGAAUGGGAGCAAGGAGAAGUCACUAUCGACGAGGAAGGCAAUGGUGUCUUCAAGUGCCCUGGUUGCAGUGUUGCUGUCUGGGUCAACAAGGAUGCAGAGGGCAGAGAGCACUUCCCUGUCAACUUCGACAGUGAUAUCUACAAGGAGGCUGGCAAGCAGAACGGCGACAAGGAAGAGAAUGAAGACAAGAAGGAAUAG